AGCAGAAAGCAGAGUGGGGGACGACUACGUUAUGACCUGACUCUAGAAUAUUUGUCAGAUUUUCUUUAAAUGCUAACACCAUGAAGACUCAUCUACAGUUUCUUCUCCUUAUUCAGGUUUUUGAAGCCUGUGCAGAGGUGAUCUUUCAGCGGCUGGUGGAGGACCGGUCUCUGGUUCUCUCCUGCACCCCUCAGCAGGAACGGGGUCAUCUGGUGGGACUCCAUCUGUACCACCGCGGCCCCCAGAGCCAGACCACCCUGCUCUCUGUGGCCCAGAGCAGCACGGUCAGGAAGGACCCAGAGCGCGGGGCCCGUCUGCAGCUCAGCGGGGGGCUGAACUCGCCAAGGAUCAACGUUAGCAUCUCUCACCUGCAGCUGAGCGAUACGGGACUUUACACGUGGGAGCUGAGUUACAGACAGAAGAACAGCUCAGAUCAGGUCAUCCUCGGGGCACAGAGGUACUUCCUGCUGGUGGAAGGGGAAGGGAGGUCAUGUGGGUGCUCCCAUGGUUACAUCCCUCUGCUCCUCACCAUCUCUGCAGCAGCAGGCCUUCUCCUGCUGACAGUGAGCUUGUUGGCCAUGGAGAAAUGUGUAAGAAUAAGGCAUCAUCGCCCACCACAGCCUCAUUCUCCCAUCUAUGAGGAAAUGAGCAGGAAGCAGCAGAGCGCAGGAAGCCCCAAAAUAACCCAGGAAGCCUCUCCACAACCGGAGGAAGUCAACUUCCCAGUUUACGCCAACCCAAACAUCCGACAACCACAGGACAACUACUACGCCUGUCCCCGACAGCUGGCCGUCAGAGUGUGAACUUCGGCAACACACCGACAGGAAGUGACGUCAACACCAUCAAUAAAAACAAGGACAGCCAAACGGACAAGAAAAAAAAAUGCUAUUUUAUUAAUAUUUGAAAGAAGCUCCAUAGUUCAUGAAAACAUUUGUUUCGGUGCAUGUCAUUUAACAAUCACAUUCUAUGAGGAGAAAGAUAUACAGAGAAAACAAAAAUAAAACAUUACAAGCCACUGACUUCUCAUUAACUCUCAGUAAGAACAUUUUUACUUAUUUAAAAAAAAGGAGAAAAAAAAAAAAGCAGCCCUAAUCCCACCUCCCACCCUCCAUAACACAAAACUGAGGAAAGGAAACAAAGAUCAAAAACCCGUGAGGGUGACAGGCUAGAAUCCCACAGUGCUAAAGUGUGAGAUGCUCAUUGGUUUAGGAAUACACAGCAUGGCGAUGUAGCGCUAGGUCAAUCUGAAGAGGGACCAGGGGGGAAGCUGGAGGUGGUGGGCUUCACCCCACCCAUCCCCUUAGAGAACAACUAAAACACAUAAAAACACAUCAGAACCCCUGCAAUAAAACAGCCACUUAGAAGAAGCGGGCCAUAAAAUCCCCCAGACCUCCGUUUACCUUCUGCCCCGCCCAACACUUGUGCAUAGAUUCAUGAUCCUUUUACAACCAGCUCAUGUUUCACAUUACAUCCUCCAAAAAGAUCUGAAACAAAAAUGCUCCAAAACAAGUCUGAUUAAUCUAUUAAUAAUAAUAAUACCCGCAGCGGGAAAACGAGAGAGACAGAAAGAUUAAUGCACAAUGUUCCUGAUUCAGUCAGGACGGGACCUCAUUAAGAAAAACAAAAAGAUUCAAACAUACAGCAUUUGCAUGUUAUUCACCUUAUUUUUUUCUUGUUUUUUUUUUAAACAAACUCAUUGACCACUUUUGUUUUUAAAAGUAAAGCAAUUUUAAUAUAUAGAUUUAUAUUAUAAAGCACUCCAUUCUUGUUUAAAAGUCCAUUAUUUGGUUAUUAUGUAACUGCUACGGAUUUAGAAACAAAAAAAGAAAAGGUAUUUUCUUCUGAAAUCCAUAACUUUCAGUGCUUAAAAUUCUGUCAUUUUUCUUCUUGUUUUUUUAAACUCAUCAUACAUAAAAAUGUACAUUAAAAUGGCGUGGAGUUGGUACUCUGGAACCCUGGCUUUCCUGAGACAAGAUCCACUUUAAUCGUGUGUGUGCAAGAUAGUGAGCCUUUUUUUUUUCUUUUCUUUUUCUACAAAGAAAAAAAAAAACAUAAUACAUAAUCAACACAAAAAAGACCAAACAGAUAAGUUCAUGAAAUCGACAUCAACACAAAAGGAAGAAGGUUAACAGAACAAGACAACACUGUUCAAUCCCAGAGUUCUGAAAGUAGCACAGGAAAUCUUCAUUUGUGUAAAGUGUUUUUUUUUUUCUUUUUUAAAAUGGAAGCAUUUGUCCUUUGCUUUCUUCUUCCAACAUUCGCGUGGUUUGAUUCCUCCUUUGUUUUGCUGAAGAAAUAAAACUGUAAACUGUCAGUGGCCUUGCAAGAAAAGAAAAACAAAAAGAUGACAGGACUUAAAACAAAAAAAAAAAAAUAAUAAUAAUAAAAAAACAGAAAGGUAGGCACCUCUGAGGUGAGCCCUAGAAGCCAAGGCUCGGUCUGAUGUCUCGCUCCUCACUCUCCGUUUGCUCAGAUUCGGGAGAGUUAAAGUCCCUCUACCUCCAAUCUAUGGCCACAGGUCUGUAAAAUACUUUCUUUUUUUUUUGCUGUAUUUUUUUUUAUUUUUGUAAUUUUUUUUUUUACAUAUAUGAUUUUUUCUUUUUAAAGUUUACAGUCUGAAAAAUGGUGCAAUACUCAAUUAUGAUCCAUACUUUCUUGGAUUAUUCCACAAUGAAAGCCACUAAGGUAGAUAAAACAUUACAUAAGAAAACAAAACAAAACAAAA
This is a messenger RNA of Gambusia affinis (western mosquitofish), 2725 nucleotides long. RefSeq names its product cd7 antigen-like (gene cd7al). Gene Ontology annotation, biological process: adaptive immune response. The record is from RefSeq and is a predicted model, not a curated record. Lineage: Eukaryota; Metazoa; Chordata; Actinopteri; Cyprinodontiformes; Poeciliidae. Gene Ontology annotation, molecular function: signaling receptor activity. The transcript has 4 exons. Gene Ontology annotation, cellular component: membrane. The coding region runs from base 81 to 803 and encodes 240 amino acids.